AUGGGCGCAAUGGAGGCCAGCCGGGUGGAUCAGGGGCAGCCGCCGUGUCGAAGGACGCCCCGCGAGGCAACGUGGGAAGAGCGGCUCCUCCAGCCGACGGCGCCGAGUGAAGCCACUCUGCUCGAUGCACCAGUCGAGGAAAUCGUCACGGCUCUCAUGAGGAUGAGGGACCCGCGCGGAUGGAGCUUCUACGGCCAAGACAUUGACCGGCACGGGCGCAUCUUCCAGUUUGUGGGCCACCUGCUGGGUCCUCGAGAACAGCGGCUCAGCCUUUUCAUGUACGAGUGCAUCAUGGACGCCAUGGCCGACCCCCGAGGCUCCGUCGAGGGAGUGCGCAAGUUGCUCGAGGACCUGGAAUCCCAAGGCAUGAAGCCCACGGCGACCAUGUGUCAGGGCGCUCUGGCCGCGCUGGCCAACCAUCCCGACUACGGGCUGCGCCAGGACCUUCUCGACAUGAUGCGCGACUACUGGUUCACGGUGGACCAGGACGCCAAGCAGCACGUCGUCGUUGGCUUGUUGCGCGACGAGCAGUACGAGCUGGCGUACGCGCGGCUCACCGACAUGAUUGAGCAGGGCGCGCUCGUCGCGCCUUGGGUCUACGACGUCUUCAUCCUGGCCUUUGGCAAGCUGGGUUUCUUGGACGAGAUGAUGCUACUGCUGCGUCGGCGCAGGGACCUUGCCGAGUCAGACCACGUGGUUACGAGCUUGCUCUACUACGCGCUGGAUGUCUGCAGUCAGGCCUUUCACCGCGAGGGCACUAUAUUUGCGUGGAACGCCGCGGUGAGGAGCUCCAUGGUGCAGCCGCCCGACGGCAUCGUCGAGAACGUCCUGGCGACGGCGUCGAGGCACGGCUACGCCGUCCUCGCCACCGAGGCGCUCGACCUGCUCUCGCGAAGAGCCCGGGUGCUACCCUACCACUACGAGGCGGUAGUGGAGGCUUUUGCGGGAAGCGGCGACGUGGCUGGCGCGCUACGAGUCCUGUGCAUUAUGAAGAAGAACGGCACCAGCAUCGGGCGCGAGCACACGUCUUCGAUCAGGACGGCCAUCAGGCGCAUCCCACGGAUUAUUGACCAGGCCGAGACAGCGCUCCGAAAGCUGGCGGAAGUGGAAGCGGUGCCAUUGGCGGCAGCGAGCGCGGUCGUCGAGGCCACGGCCGAGGCGCAGGGCAGCGAGAGGGUGCUGGCUCUGUACGGUGACGUGGCAAUGCUCUGUGGGGAAGCGGUGGAGGCGACGACGAUGCAGACGCUCAUCAUGCACAGCAAGACGGGCGAGACGAGACGGGCGCUCGCUCGGGACUACACGGCCAAGAUGGCGGAGCAGGCAGACCCGGUGCGGAGCCCAGGCGCAUACGAGAAGCUCAUCACGGCGUGCGCGAAGGAGGGUGAGCUGGACCUGGCAUUGCGGUUCGCGGCGCAGGCCGUGGCUCUAGUGGGCCCGGGGACCACGAGCCGGCGACAGCUGGGGUGGAUGAAGCCGCUGUUGGACUGCGCGGCGGCGCGCGGGGACGGGCGGAUCUGGGGGGUGCUGGAUGAGGUGGAGCGGCGGGGAGACGAGGGAGCGCGGAAGAUGGUUCGGAUGCUGCUGCUGCAGAAGCGGCUAGCGAAGCGGGCGGCGGGCCGACAGGCGUCGUCGUCGACUACGGGGUUGGAAACUGACGGCACUACCACUCCCCCCCAGGACUCGACGGCAUUCUGA
Hirsutella rhossiliensis is the source of this 1695-nucleotide messenger RNA. RefSeq names its product pentatricopeptide repeat protein. The transcript has a single exon. Gene Ontology annotation, molecular function: protein binding. The record is from RefSeq and is a predicted model, not a curated record. Lineage: Eukaryota; Fungi; Ascomycota; Sordariomycetes; Hypocreales; Ophiocordycipitaceae. The coding region runs from base 1 to 1695 and encodes 564 amino acids.